AGCACUUUCCGCUCCCAUUUCGAAACUCCUGAUCGGCCGACCGUUGCUUCCAACCAGCCCCGCCUCAGGCCCCCAACGGCUACCAAAUCGCCAUCGCCACUUUAGAGAGAGGGAGCGAGGGAGCUAGGAUGGCGUCCAGAGAUGCGGGCGCCAGCCCCAGAUCCGCGCCGCAUCGCCCUGGAGCGGUGGCGCCCAAGGACGGCGCCGACCUGCUCAGCCCGCGGUUCCGUUCAGCCGCCGCGCUGGCCGGGUGGGACGAGGAGUCCGUCCUUCUCGCCGCGAUGGUCGUCGAGGACACUCCCGUCCGCGAGUCCCGUCGCAAGAGGCGGGCCUCCACCUCCUCCGCCGGCGGCAGCGCCGGAUCCAGCACCAGGAAGAUGAGGCCGCGUAGGCAGUCUCCGGCCAAGAUCCCGCCGGUGGUUCUCGCGCUCGACGAUGACGACGACGACGACGCGGCAGUGAAUGCUGCCACCAAGGAGGAAGAGAAAGUUGUCGUUGUGGGCGACAAGGAGGCGUCCGGAUCUGGCGACAAGGCGGCGUCCGGAUCUGGCGACAAGGCGGUGGCCACGGGAAACCUGCCGUGCAUGGAUCGCCUCCGGGAGGAGCUCUCUUGCGCUAUUUGCCUGGAGAUCUGCUUUGAGCCGACCACCACGUCUUGUGGGCACAGCUUCUGCAUGAAAUGCUUAAUACAUGCUGCAUCCAAGUGUGGAAAACGGUGUCCAAAAUGCAGGCAAUUCAUCAGCAACUCAAGAUCGUGCACCAUCAACACAGUGCUCUGGAACACCAUUCAGCUGUUGUUUCCCGGUGAAGUUGAGGCAAGAAAGAAUUCGACCUCACCAUGCGAUAAGGACGCGAGCCGCAGCCCACUCAGAGCUAAUAGGCUAUCACAAGGUGGCAAUGGUAUGAGAACUAGAACUAGGAGCAGGAGCAGCAGCACCGAAGCUAGAACAAGAAGCAGCUACAGGAGCUUCAUGGAACCCGGCAGUACAACAAGCACCAACACUGGUGCGAACUUCAUCAGCGCACAAGUCAACACAAGAAGCAGGAGGGGCUUCGUCCAGGCCUCGCAGCUGCUGUUGCCUAGGAGGAGCGCAGUAAGGUUGGACCAAUCCGAAGAUGCUGCGUUGGCUUACAGGUUGCAACAGGAGGAGUUCAUGAAUGCCUUUGAGGAGCCUGAGCAGGAGAGGCAGCAGCCACGGAACGCCGUGUCCACAGCACGAGACACUCUGAGAGCCAUCGCCUCCCGAGCCGUCCGCCUCCGUGCUCGAGGCUGGCAUGUUUAAUAUUAUUCUUUCGUCAACUACUUUACACAAACCUCUUGUUUGUUAUUCUACUGUGUAAUUUUUUUUUAAGUAGGCUGACCCAAAUUUGGAUGGCCAUAAUCAUAAUCCUUUGGCGCAUGGAACAUUUGCUGUUGUACACAGUACUGUUCAACACAUAGCCAUUUGUCCGAUUUUUUUGUAUUUUUGUCCUUUUUCUGGAAAAAAAUUAACGUUUAGACC
Messenger RNA from Zea mays, 1502 nucleotides. RefSeq lists its product as uncharacterized. The record is from RefSeq and is a predicted model, not a curated record. Bases 129 to 1283 code for a protein of 384 amino acids. The transcript is spliced from 6 exons. NCBI's taxonomy places the organism in Eukaryota, Viridiplantae, Streptophyta, Magnoliopsida, Poales, Poaceae. Gene Ontology annotation, molecular function: ubiquitin-protein transferase activity; nucleosome binding; metal ion binding. Gene Ontology annotation, cellular component: nucleus; site of double-strand break. Gene Ontology annotation, biological process: double-strand break repair.